GCGGGCGGGCGCUGCGCGGGCACCGUGCGGAGGGAUCCCGCCUCCGCCUGUCCCCGGCGCCGCCCCGAGAGGCGACGCGGACGGGCCCGGGCUGGCGCUGCGAGGCUCGCUCUGGAGAAGGAGCCGGGCUCCGGCCCCGAACAGCCCGCAGCGAGGAGCAGAGCCCGGCAGCGCCCGCCUGGCGCCGCGCACCGCCAUGGCCCGCGCGCUUGGACUCGUGCCGCGGCCCCGGGGACGCUCGCACAGCUGGCUCCGGGUGCACGCACUGGGCCAGGGACACCCAGGCCCAUGGGCGCACGCCUGGCUCGGCCCCUUACUCGCGUGUUCGCCGCAAUUAGGUGCGCGCCGCUGCCUAAACCCAGUUUCAAAGUGCGCAUAAUAAGGAUUAGUCUUCUGUCAAAAGUUUAGUGAUCGAUUAUUAAGAAAAUUUCCUGCAUUGUUCAUGGAGUUUUUCAUCAGUAUGUCUGAAAGCAUUAAAUAUAAUGAUGAUGAUCACAAAACUGUGUUUCUGAAAACAUUAAAUGAACAACGUCUGGAAGGAGAAUUCUGUGACAUAGCUAUUGUGGUAGAAGAUGUGAAAUUCAGAGCACACCGGUGUGUGCUUGCUGCAUGCAGUACCUACUUCAAAAAGCUUUUCAAGAAAUUGGAGGUUGAUAGCUCAUCAGUAAUAGAGAUAGAUUUCCUUCGUUCUGAUAUAUUUGAAGAGGUUCUAAAUUAUAUGUAUACUGCAAAGAUUUCAGUUAAGAAGGAAGAUGUAAAUUUGAUGAUGUCAUCAGGUCAGAUUCUUGGUAUUAGGUUUUUGGAUAAACUCUGUUCUCAGAAACGUGAUGUAUCUAGUCCCGAAGAAAAUGCCCAAUCCAAGAGUAAGUAUUGUCUGAAAAUAAAUCGAUCUAUUGGAGAAUCUAAUGAUAACCAAGAUGAUGAGGUUGAGGAAAUUGGAGAUCAUGAUGAUAGCCCAUCAGAUGUGACAGUAGAAGGAACUCCUCCAAGUCAGGAAGAUGGGAAAUCCCCUACUAAUACACUAAGAGUUCAAGAAGCAAUUCUGAAAGAGUUGGGGAGUGAAGAGGUUCGAAAAGUAAACUGCUAUGGUCAAGAAGUGGAGCCCAUGGAAACAACUGAAUCAAAAGACUUAGGAUCUCAAACCCCUCAAGCUCUAACAUUUAAUGAUGGCAUAAGUGAAGUGAAAGAUGAACAGACACCAGGAUGGACAACAGCAGCUGCUGACAUGAAGUUUGAAUAUUUGCUUUAUGGUCACAGGGAACAGAUUGCAUGUCAAGCGUGUGGUAAGACAUUUACUGAUGAAGCACGAUUGAGAAAACAUGAAAAGCUUCAUACUGCUGAUAGACCAUUUGUUUGUGAAAUGUGCACUAAAGGGUUUACCACACAGGCUCACUUGAAAGAGCACCUGAAAAUCCAUACAGGUUACAAGCCUUAUAGCUGUGAGGUUUGCGGAAAGUCUUUUAUUCGAGCUCCAGAUCUGAAAAAGCAUGAAAGAGUCCAUAGUAAUGAAAGGCCAUUUGCAUGCCAUAUGUGUGAUAAAGCUUUCAAGCACAAGUCCCAUCUAAAAGAUCAUGAAAGACGACACCGAGGGGAAAAACCUUUUGUCUGCAGCUCUUGCACUAAAGCAUUUGCUAAAGCAUCUGAUCUAAAAAGGCAUGAGAACAAUAUGCACAGUGAAAGGAAACAAAUUACUACAGCCAAUGCCAUCCAGAGUGAAACAGAACAAUUACAGGCAGCAGCCAUGGCAGCUGAAGCAGAGCAGCAACUUGAAACUAUAGCUUGUAGUUAAAAACAAAAGCAGAAAACUUUAUCCAAAAAGUAACUUAAGAAAUUAAAUUGAACAAAAAUUAAAUGUUGAAACAUGUUUAGACUGAUCAUUAUCUUUUCAGAUAAAAUAUUUUUAGAGGGAUUGAACACUGCAUAGGAGCAUAUAGCAGUGCUUGGUUAGGUAUUUUAAAAUACUUCAAAGAUAUGUAUUCUUAGAGUAUAAAAAUAAUUUUGUUAUUAGCACUAACAUGUUUUAAUUUCAGAAGAUGACUGAACCCUUUAUAAACAAAAUGAGGAAAUCUCUAUUUGAUGUUUUAGUACAACCUCUGCAUACUUGUCCUUUGUACACAUUAGUACCAAUGAGGUAAAUUAUGUCUAACAAAACUGAAAUUUGUAGAAAAAGUUAUAAGUGUGGGAACAAAUUUUUUUUUUUUUUUUUUUAGAUUUUUGGGUGUAGUUUCGUAAGGACCAUAUAGUACACCUAGAACCCACAAAAAUUCAUCUGCUGGAAUCCUGACAUUUUUAUUUCCUCCUUUUUCCUCAUUCACUGUACUUAUUAGCUAUUAGUGCAGCAGGUUGGCUAUUUUGGGUAGUUGGUCAAACGGAGUUAUCCUGCUUCUUUGUCCACUCCCUUAAAUUCCUCUCUUUAAUCUGGCUGGUGAGUUGGUGCAUACAAUACUUGCUCUUCUAAAGGUUAGACUUUUCACAUUCAUAAUAGCCUAGAUGUGUCCCCUGGAUCAACAAAUGGAGAGGACACAGCACUCAUCUACCCUUUCUGUGUUGAAAGGAGUAGGGCUCAGUUGCCUCCAUGUACCCUUCAGAGGCCUUUUCGUGCACUGUACGGGGGAUGGAAUGGAGGUGGGAAGGGGGACAAGUGGGCAGAAUGUGUAGAGAGAUAUAUUGUUCCAAAUCUGGCCCCAUGAAAAUUAAUCAAAGAUAAUACAAUCUGAGACUGUACUGUCUUUGUCAUGUAGCUUCCCCCUCACUCUCCCCAGGACAGCUGAGGCAAAGGGAUGCAUAGGUGCAGACUCUGUGGGUGCUCUGGGGCUGGAGCACCCACAGGAAAAAAAUGGUGGGUGCUGAGCACACACCAGCAGCCCCCUGCCAGCGGGCCCCACCGAUCAGCGCCUCCGCUUCCCUCCCAGCGCCUGCUGCAGAUCAGCUGUUUCACAGCAUCAGGAGCCGUUGGUUUUCAUUCAGGCAAGGUUUUAUUUUGCUUUGUUUGUUUUAGUUUGGGGUGGGAGGGGUGGGAAGUGGUUGUUAAUUGUUCCUUAAUUUACCACAGUCUCAACAAAACUUUUAAAAUACUACAGACUGAGCUGUCUCCUGUAUAUGGAAAUAGGGAGUUACAACUUCACAGUAUUAAUUGUUAAAAUGAUCCUAAGGAACAUGAAUACUUCUUUAUUUUAAGUGUAAAUAAUAUAAUUAUUAUCAAUGUUAUAUUUCAACUAUAAAUGGGCAAAAAUGCACUCUUUUGCACAUCAGGUUGGAAUAAAUUGGUCACUUAAGAGACCCAUGACACAUAAAAGUUGUCAGACAAGUAUUUAUAAACUAUAGUGUGGUAAAUCACCUCUUGCAUUUCUAAAUAGAAAUUGAAAAUAACAUUUUUGUAACUGAUCAUUUUUGUUACAACUUCAUUGUGUAUCUUUCAUGUAAUCAACAGUUUUAGCAAUUAUAUUAAAAUAACAACAGUUUGAACAUUGUUCUGUAAAUAAAACAUGAAUUGAAUAUUUUAGAAUAUGUAAAUUUUGGACUUUGUCCGAUAUAUUUUUUUAAAUGUUUCUUUGUUUUACAUUUAGCGCUUUUAGUUUGUAAACCAACUAUCCAUUUUAUAUUUUUGCAACGUCAAAUAAUAAGUACUCAUUUCAUUUUAUAGCUUCCCACAAAGGAAGGAACUAAAUUAGUAGUGUAAAAGUAUUUUGGGGUUUGUUGUAUAUAAGCACAGAUAAAGGUGGUAGAUUCAGAAUGUGAGCUGCACCUUUCUUCCCUGGUGGCUUGCAAAGUUUUAAUCUUGUUUGUUUCUUAAAACACAGUUCACCACAUAUUAAAUGCCAUAAAAUAAUUAACUAAUGCAUACACCAUUAAGGAAUGAGGAACAGAUUUGUUUCAGUUUUCAAUAAUUUAAUAGCUAUAGUGAGAUAAAAAUGUUUUAAACUUUAUUUUCAGUCUUUUUUUAAAAUAGCUGCAGUAUUUCCUCCCGUAUAUUCUUUGUUUCGGUAUAAUUUCAAAAUAUGAUAAGGUAUUGCAGUGGAAAAAAUAACAAUAAAACAUACUAUAAUAAUUACAGUUUA
Chelonia mydas (Green sea turtle) is the source of this 4058-nucleotide messenger RNA. It is a transcript of the gene ZBTB14, whose product is annotated as zinc finger and BTB domain containing 14. Lineage: Eukaryota; Metazoa; Chordata; Testudines; Cheloniidae. Gene Ontology annotation, molecular function: protein binding; RNA polymerase II cis-regulatory region sequence-specific DNA binding; DNA-binding transcription factor activity, RNA polymerase II-specific. Gene Ontology annotation, cellular component: nucleus. Gene Ontology annotation, biological process: regulation of transcription by RNA polymerase II. The transcript is spliced from 3 exons. The record is from RefSeq and is a predicted model, not a curated record. Bases 443 to 1789 code for a protein of 448 amino acids.